Molecule: messenger RNA, 1002 nt
Organism: Macadamia integrifolia
Lineage: Eukaryota; Viridiplantae; Streptophyta; Magnoliopsida; Proteales; Proteaceae
Exons: 3
Coding region: 1-1002 (333 amino acids)
Source: RefSeq, a predicted model, not a curated record
AUGUCACUCAAUCUUGCACUUCAGGAUCUCUCUCAGAAGUCUGACGAAUUUGUCACCAGUCUUAUGAAAAGAGCCAAAUCUCUCUCUGACGAUCUCGCUACUGCUGGCUCCACUCUGAAACAGACUGACCACUGUCUCCAUAUUCUACGUGUUCUCCGGAAAGAUCUUCAUGACAUAGUUCCAACCUUGCUCACGCGUUCUAAACCACUAGCCUAUUCUGAUCUCCUUGGCGUGCUUCUCAGCUAUGAGUUCAUGAAUCAGGCCUUUGCUCGCCCAACAUCUGGCAUUGAUCCUCCACCAUCCACGGAUUCUCCUUCAGUAAACACCGCUCAGCAUGAUACCUCUUCCACCUCUCCCUCCUCUCAAUCUGGGAAAAGUGGACGUGGAUGUGGUGGUCGUGGUGGCCGUUUUCACCCACAAGGUAAUUCGUCAGCACAGGUCACUGCUCUAAUUACCAAACUUGCGACUGAAUUUUCUAUCAAAGAUCUUGGCCCCUUGGGUUUCUUUUUGGGCAUUGAGGCAGUACCACAACCCAAUGGGGGUGCUCCCUUUGAUGAUCCAACUUGCUAUCGCUCCAUUGGGGGCGCCUUACAGUAUAUGACCCUUACCUGUCCAGAUGUGGCUUUCACUGUGAAUAGGGCGUGCCAAUAUAUGCAUGCCCCAACUAUGGAUCACUGGAGUCAUGUCAAGCGCAUUCUCCGAUAUCUCAAGCAAAGUUGCUCCCACGGUCUCUUGGUUGAGUGCUCUUCCAAGGCCACGCUCCAGGCCUUCUCAGAUGCCGAUUUGGCUGGUAGCAGUUCUGAUCAUCGGUCCACUGGUGCUUACGCCAUCUACCUUGGGCCAAACCUGAUCUCCUGGUCCUCUCGCAAACAGAAAACUGUGGCUCGUUCCUCAACUAAAGCUGAGUACAAAGGAUUAGCAGAUGCCUCUACCGAACUCAUAAGGUUGGAAUCUCUAUUUCAAGAAUUGAGCUUUCUUAUUCAAGGUCCCCCAAUCCUGUGA